CACAACAAACACAAGAGUGAUUGAGAGAAAAGCGUACAGGGAAGAAACUCAUCUGCACCUGCUUGUCCUCCUCGGUCAGUGUCAGCAUCUCCCCGAGCUCUCUCUCUCUCUCUCCAUCCAGCACAGCACCCGGCGUUCCAGCAUGUCUCUUUCCGGCUCGCAGACACCAGAGGACGGACUUUACGGCUCCUGGGUCGAACUGGAAGAGCUGAUCGCAGCCGUGAGCCGCAGGGAGAGUCUGGCGGGGCCGCAGGACAGCAUCUCCUCCGCCCUGCAGGGGGAGCUGGAGAGGAUCCUUCUGGAGGCACAGCUCGAGUGUGAAAGGAGUAGAGACAGUCCUCCACAGGUGGGGACUCCACAGUCCGCUGGUUCCCCAAGACCCACUAGUGACCAGGACAGUGACUGUGUCACCAUACAGGAGGAAGGUGAGCGGCGAGGGGACACUGAUUGGGUGUGGGAUUGGUCCAGUAGACCUGAAAAUAUGCCACCAAAAGAGUUUGUGUUUCAGCACCCAAAGCAGCAGGCAUCCCUCAGUGUUAGGAAGACAGAGGUGAUGAAGAGAGGAAUCUUCUCCUCCGACGUUCUCCUCAUCCUUGGUCCCUCACUGCUGGCUUCACACCUGAUCACACUUGGAGUCGGGAUCUACAUAGGAAAGAGAUUGGCCGCUUCCACAACCAGCACGCUGUGAUGCCACUAUGCCACUGCCCCUACUCAAGGUCUGGCCAAUAAGGUCACAGUCCACGCUCUCUACCGCACUAAUUUGCCUCCUUCCUUUUUCGUCAUGGGGCAACCUUAGGACCCUUCCCGUCUGUACCUCUGUCUCUCUGUUCAUUUCUACCGGGUCUACCAAGCAGCACUCUGCCAGUCUGUCUUUCUGUCUGCCUCUCUCAGUCUGUGUGUGUCGUAGGGCCAAGGAAGCAGAUGGAUGCCGACCAAUGAGUCAGACUGAGGUCACUAUUACUCUCCCGGAGAGUAACACUGAUCUCAACCAGCUAAAGUAUAAUCAGAGAGGAGAGACUGUCCCAAUACAAGAGAAAGGAGAGAAAGAGAGUUUUACCCAGCUAGAACAAUAAAUCCCUUAGAUAGGAGGAGAUGAAAAUGGUUAGUUGGGAACCGUAUGUUCGGAUGAAAUGAGAAAGAUAAUAUGUGGUAGCCUUUUGCCCCAACCUAUGAAAAAGCAAAAUGUCUGUCAUUUGUCAAAAGUAAUGACCCUAUGUAAGACUGAGCUACUACAGUAAAAGUGGUUAGUGGGUUUUUUCUGCCUGAAAGUGUUUCUAACGUAGAGAGUUUUAGUUGGCUGAGUGAAUGUAGGAGUGGCUCUGGUUGUGCUUUUUGUCCCGUAAACCAAUUAAAUAUUUGACCUUUGACAAAGACAAUCACGAUCCCAUUAAACUUCACUCCUCAAAACCUUAA
Messenger RNA from Micropterus dolomieu (smallmouth bass), 1413 nucleotides. RefSeq lists its product as uncharacterized. Gene Ontology annotation, cellular component: mitochondrial envelope; nucleus; mitochondrial outer membrane. The transcript is spliced from 6 exons. The coding region runs from base 143 to 688 and encodes 181 amino acids. Lineage: Eukaryota; Metazoa; Chordata; Actinopteri; Centrarchiformes; Centrarchidae. Gene Ontology annotation, biological process: positive regulation of apoptotic process; mitochondrial outer membrane permeabilization. The record is from RefSeq and is a predicted model, not a curated record.